Blepharisma stoltei is the source of this 1801-nucleotide messenger RNA. The record is from the annotation of a GenBank genome assembly. Lineage: Eukaryota; Ciliophora; Heterotrichea; Heterotrichida; Blepharismidae.
AUGAAAGCUAAUGGAAACUUGAAAUUAUUUGUUAAGCCUCAAACUUCUUCUGCAUUAAGCAGACCUCAUUCAGUGAAAAUCAAAAAAAAAUAUGCAAGGCCUCAAUCAGUCGAUUUUGCGAAGAAAAAAGCAGCGGUUUUAAAAAGUUUGUCGGUAAAUAGCUCAUUUGCAAACUUCGAGACAGUCAAUAACUGUAAAGGCUCUUCUAAUAAUAGCAAGAGAAAUUCCAAUAGAAAUGAGACAGGCUGUGCUCUUGAUGAUCCAAAACUUCCGCCAGUAAACGAAAUGGAGCAUACAGUUGGGCAAUGCUAUUGCUAUUUAUGCACUUGUGGAAAGCAUAAAUGUCCAGGGGAAUAUAAGCCUAACACUAAAUUUGCAAUGGCACAGUUUUCAACAAACUAUAAAAUUGAAUAUUAUAAGAUUGGAUUGGGUUAAAUUUCUAGCAGAUUUUUAGGGAUUAUUUCAGCCCCUCGCCAUCUGACGAUAGCUUCGCGCUGGCCUUAAGCACCAUCAUCAUACCUGAUCUUUGGCACUUGAAGGCACCAAAAUGGGUCACAGAAGUCUCUCUAGGAGACUGCCCUCCCCGUCUUCUGGGCUCCAGCCAACGAAAAAGGCUCCUUCAACUUCCAACAGAGCUCGGAAUAUUGGCAGACCGCCUCUGCCUCCUUCAUGACUUGUCUUAGGCGUAUUACGGGCUCAGUAAUGCUCCCAUGAAAUGCCGAAGGACGUUGCAUCGGUAGGCACGUCUGCAAGCCAAGGGAAAAAAAGGUCCGGGUUCAGCCCCUGAUCCAAAUUCCCUCCGGAGAGAAUUACCUCAAUGUGGCUCUUCUCCUCAGGGUCCGGAUCAACUCAGGGACCACCAAAGCCUAUAUCAGAUAUCGCCAUUUUAAUAAUUCUUAAUAUUAUAAGAAGAAAAGAUUUCCAAUCGUUAACUUAGUAAGUAAUCCAUCUUACAGUCCGAAUAAAUUUCCUUUUGAAAAUAUCACAAUAAAACGGCAGGACUAUAAACCUCAUCAAAUAGAGCCUCAAAAAAAAUUAGAAAAAGAAGGAUCGAAGGACCAAAAGCUUAAAUUUGCUGGGAGGAGCACAUAUGAUGCUGAUUACUUGAACUGAGGCCCUGCAUUCAUUGAAAAAUCGUACCAGCAAUCUUUACCAUACAGACCGAAGGAAGUGAAAAUGAAUAUUAAAUCAAGCUAUAUUGAGGAGUUUUCAAAAAAGCUGCCGCUUGAAAAUAAAGAAGCCAAUGCUUUUUCAAAAUCUUUGGCUUUGAAUAAUUGAAAGAGCUCAGACGUUUUCCCACCGAAUUCAAUAUUUAUAGGAGAAAGCUCAACUAAAAAGGAUUUUGGGUCAUAUAAGAUUGAUAAGAGGCCAACUAAAGAAAAAGGGAAAAUGGAUGAAGUUGUACCUAAGCAGUCUUGGAUGGGACAAUAUAGCACAACUUAUAACGAUUCCUUUACAGGGGAAUCAGAUGUUCACAUUCCUGACUCUCUUCUUGAGAUGCUUCUUCCUUUCAAAUAUGAAGAAUAAAAAUACAUAAAGAAGAAUUUCUUUCAGAUUAUAAAAAUUCUUUUUAAAAUUCAAAUUUAUAUAAUAAUUUGGAUUUUAUAAUGGAAUCCGUUUAAAAUUUAAUAGAAGAGAUAGAGAUCCAUAUAAAAUCAUAAUUAUAUUUUAUAUAAUAAUUUUUUACUUAUUUGGAGAGGAGGCUAAUUCCAAAAAUAGGAAUUUUUUGUUUGCUCAUCAAUUAAGGAGUAAGAAAAAGGAAUUACUAGGAAGAAAGUCACAAAACAGUUUUUAUUUAUAG